UUCAGUAUAUGCGUGACAGUGGUUGUGCUAAAUGUUCACUUUCGAUCGCCACAAACUCACAAAAUGGCGCCUUGGGUGAAGAGGGUUUUCAUCCAUAUUCUUCCUCGCUUGCUGGUUAUGCGAAGGCCUCAGUAUAAAUUCGAAACAAAUAGAUAUAGCUCUGGCAGAGUAUUAAUGAGAACAGUCAGAGGGAAGGAAAAGACCUGUUAUUAUCCUUAUCAUCCAUCUACCCAGGAGGAUAGCGAAGAACAUCUAACACCUAAACGAUUUCACAGUCGCGCCGCAUCGAAAGAAGACCUUUCACCUUCCAGUCUCGCUGACGGUGCAAGGUUCGGUGGAAGUUGCCUAAUCCAUGGACCACCGUUACCACCGCUUCCUCUUCACACAGAAUGCGAAGAUCUCUCUGUCUCUGGCGAGGCAGGGAUCGAAGAGGUUAAAAGUCCGGUGCUACGAAGUCCGCCAGCGUUCUCGCAUUCGCGCUGCCCCCCAGAAAUUCACAAGUCCUGCAUCUGUGUGCGUUUCAUCGCGGAGCACACUAAAAUGCUCGAGGACUCGACUAAGGUGAAAGAAGACUGGAAAUACGUGGCGAUGGUGUUAGACAGACUGUUUCUUUGGAUCUUCACUCUCGCGGUGCUGGUAGGCACGGCUGGGAUCAUCUUGCAGGCACCGACCCUCUACGACGACCGGGUACCAAUUGACAAAAAAUUCAGCGAAUUCGCAACCACCACGGUGGUGAACUGUCCGCCGCAAUAGUCCAUGCCCGAGCCCUGCACCGUAGACAAAGACUAAGGACCAACACAACCGGAUGUUAUUUACUACCAACCCGGAAUCUCACCCUAGUCUUGGGGGAACUUCCAGCUUCCGCUAUUGUUCAAUAACGAAAUUACGGUAAAAGGGCUCCAUUCUCUAUUCGGCAAGCAAUUGCUAAGUAUACGACAUGCACCGAGAGUUUCACCAAUGCAGAGGACAAAGAAGAGGAACGACGAGAGAAAGUUCAAGGAAGUACUACGAGGUUUAUCUCUUUUGUUUCUCUUUUCCCUCUUUCCUUUUUUGGCAUCGUCUGACGUUGCUCCUGCAAUAACAUACUAAUUAGGAAAAGUGGUAAACGAGGCAUGGGUUAUUUUGGAGAGACGAGUAGAUGUUAUCCCUUUUAGCGAUGGAAAAUUGUCGUUCUUAGUUGCUGGCAAUGAUACAUGAAGUGAAAAAUCGAAAAUUCAAACGAUAUGUCAAAUGUAAUUGAACACAUGAGAAAAGAUAUAUAUGAAAUUAGAUUCGAAAAUUGGAUUGAUCAACUCCAUUUUGUAUGUGAAGUUUUCAAUUUCGUUAGUCAGUUCAAUAUUCAAUAUCAAGUAUAAAGAUAAAGGAUUUGUUCGUUAAAUAAUUGCGAAUUUGAAGAUAAAUUUUUUGAAAAUGAUGCUUGUAAUUGUCAUUUCUCUUUGUACUUUAAUUUAUGGAGUUGAGUCACUAUGCUUGAAAAAUGACGAUUCUUCGCUGAGCAUCCUGAAGUUGCUAUUUAUUUAUAUUCAAUAUUGCAGUUAUUAAUUUAAAUUAAAUUUUUAUCACUUUUCUUUCAAUUUCAAAUCACUAAAAGGGUUAAUACCUUGGGAUAUUAAUAUUUUCGGUUCUGCUUGGAAGAAAUUAUUCCUAGAUUGCGGAUUUUUAUGCAAAUUCAUAUUUUUGAAAACGUAAUUAGCAAGUUAGAGCUUCGGUAGAAAAUUGUUUCACGUAUCACAGUAUUAUGCUUUGAAUAUUUUACAUAUUUUAUAUAAUAUCAUAGUAGGAACUCGAUCAAUCGAAUUAAGAUUAUUUGCGAUUUUAAUUCCCGUUGUUUUAUGUAAUGAUUUAUAUUUAUUUAA
This is a messenger RNA of Frieseomelitta varia, 1856 nucleotides long. RefSeq names its product acetylcholine receptor subunit alpha-like (gene nAChRalpha4). The transcript is spliced from 4 exons. The record is from RefSeq and is a predicted model, not a curated record. Lineage: Eukaryota; Metazoa; Arthropoda; Insecta; Hymenoptera; Apidae. Bases 64 to 753 code for a protein of 229 amino acids. Gene Ontology annotation, cellular component: membrane. Gene Ontology annotation, biological process: monoatomic ion transport.